AUGGAAGAAAAAAUGACACCUCUCAUAAGAAGCUAUUCUGCUGAAAAUAAUUUGGAGAAACUUACAUAUAAAAAAAAAUUGAAAGAAUUUAUAUUUUUUUAUUGUAUGCCUUUAUUAGUAAUAAUAUUAUUAUGUACAUACAUUUUUUAUAAUAAUGCAAUUUUAUACAAAAUAGCAAAAGAAAAAGAUUAUGGAAUCAUAAUAGAUGCUGGAUCUAAUGGUACUAGACUACAUUUAUUCACUUGGAAAAAAAGAGAAUAUGAAUCUAAUAAUAAAAUAAAUAGAUUAACAAAACCAUAUGAAAUAUAUAAUAAUAAUUUGAAAAAGAGUUUAUCUAAUAUCCCAUUAAAUGAAAUAGAAGAUACUUUAAUAAAAUUGAUUAAUAUAGCAAUGAAUUAUUUAAAAAAUAUCAACUGCUCCAAUAAAAAAAAAUGGAAAAAUUAUCCUUUUUAUUUUCAAGCAACAGCUGGAAUGAGAAAUUUAGAUUCCCAUGAAAGGGAUUUAAGAAUGAGAAUAAUUAGAAGUGUUUUAUCAAACUCCAAAGUUAACCCUUUUAAAUUUUUUAAUGAUUAUGCAAGAGUCAUUUCAGGUGAAGAGGAAGGAAUUUAUGGUUGGUUAUCAGUCAAUAAUGCAUUAAAUACAAUUUUUUCGAAAUCUUAUGAAACUUUCGGUGCAGUAGAUUUAGGUGGCGCUUCUACACAAAUAACAUUUUUUCCUGUAGAUACAUCUAUCUUAGAAGACUAUAAUGGUAUUCAUUUAGAUAACACAUUGAUUCGCUUAUAUUCACACUCAUUUAUAGGAUAUGGAUGGAAUGAUGCUUUAUUUAGAAUAAAUAUUAUUUUAUUUUUAAAAAAAAUGUUAGAAUAUAAUAAAAUGAAUAAAAUUUCUUAUUUUGAUAUUUUUUUUUUUAAUAAUGAUAACAAAAACAAUGGAGACUCUUCUUUUUUUGAAUUACAAAACUACUUUAAUAAGAAUGGUUCAUCUAAUGAAAAAUCAUAUAUGCAUAGUACGAAAGAUAAAAAAAUUUCAAAAGAUAUUAAAAAUGAAGAGGGAGAAAGAGAGAGAAGAAAAAAAGAUUAUAAUAAUAUGAAGAAAUAUAUAGAAAAUUCAAAAGAUAAUAGCAAUUUAUAUAGUACAAAUGAAGAAGAAAAUAAAAUAAAUGAUUUUCAUCUUGAUGAAAAUGUAUAUAAAAAGGUUUCUGAUAUUUUAUAUAAUGAGUUUAUAAAACAUGUAAAUGAAGGGGUUGAUUACAAUAUAUUAUCACAUAGAGACUCUUAUGAAUAUAUAUAUAAUAUACAUAAUACAGAACCUUAUUAUGUUGAAAAUUUUAUUAAAAAAAUUAAAAAUUUUAAAAGAAAUACAGAAAAUGAUACAAUAGUAAUUAUUGAAAAUCCUUGCUUUCCCUAUCCAUUUGAAUUAAAAAUUCCAUUGCCUACCUAUAAUGUUGCAACUAACGAAUUUGUUAUUUUAAAAAAAAAAAGUAAAAACAGUAACAAUAAUAAUAACUAUAGUGUAUUAAAUAAUAACUUUAAUUCUAGAAUAGUGUUAAAAUCUAAGAUUUUAAAAAAUAAUUUGUCUCUUUUAGAAAAUAUAUAUGAAGAUUUUAAAUCAAAAAAAAAUUUUGAAAAGAUUUUUAAAUUGAUAAAUAUUGAUAAUGCGGAGGAUUUAAAAAAUAAUUUCAUUAAGUACGUAUUUGAAAGAGAUGUAAUUCAUAAAAUUAAUGAGUUAUAUAUAGAUAUCACAAUUAAAUUUAUAGGAUCUAAUAAUUUUAAUGAAUGCUUAGCAAAUGCACAAAAAUUGUUUUAUGAAGAAUCUUGCUUUCUUUCUACAUGUAGCUUUAAUGGGGUCUAUCAACCUAAUUUAGAAAAAAAUAAAUUUGUAGUAUAUGGUCAGUUUAAAAAGGUUAUGAGAAAUUUAGGUUUUAAAAAUUAUAUAAAUUUAGAAGAAAUGAAGAAGCUUUUACAAAAAUAUUGCAAUCUUAAUAUUAAAGAAUUAACUAAUGUAUUCAAAGACAUUUCUAAAGAUCAAAUUAAUAAAUUUUGCUGGAAAGGCUUAUGGUCGUAUUCAUUAUUGCAAUAUGGCUUUAAAUUUAACCAAAAAAGUAAAAUUUUAAUUUUAGAUGAUAAAAUACAUAUUCAAGAUGAAGAUGAUGAUAAUGAUGAUGACGACAAUGAAACUGGUGAUGCAAUUGAAGAUGAAAGUGGUAAUGAAAAUGUAAAAGAAAUAAAGGAUAUUUUAAAUGGUAAUUUUAUUGUAUCUAAAAUUCUAAAAUUUAUUUUUCCUAAAAAAAUUCAUCAUAAUAAGAAAAAAAAAAUAAAGUCAAAAUUUUAUUCAGAUUUAAGUAAAACUGAGCAAAAUGGAAAAUAUAAAUAUAGUAAUACUAAUUAUUUCUAUGAUAAUACAGAUAUAGACAAUUAUAAAAAGAAAAAAAUACAUACUAAGAAUAGCAAACUAAAAAAUGAAACUGAUAAUGUGAGUUGGACUCAAGGAUAUAUGAUUUAUCAAGUUAAUUUUUUUCCUAAAUAUAUAAAUUUAAGAAAAUAUGAAAUUUAUAAAAUGCUACUAAUAUCUCUUUCUAUUAUAAUUUUUAUGAUUGUAAUCAUGCUAUGUGGUUAUGUUCUUAAAUUAAAAAAAAAAUUAAAGCAAUAUGAAUCAAUAAAUUAA
This is a messenger RNA of Plasmodium relictum, 2664 nucleotides long. Its product is annotated as apyrase, putative. The record is from RefSeq and is a predicted model, not a curated record. The transcript is spliced from 2 exons. Gene Ontology annotation, cellular component: membrane. The coding region runs from base 1 to 2664 and encodes 887 amino acids. NCBI's taxonomy places the organism in Eukaryota, Apicomplexa, Aconoidasida, Haemosporida, Plasmodiidae. Gene Ontology annotation, biological process: nucleoside diphosphate catabolic process. Gene Ontology annotation, molecular function: nucleoside diphosphate phosphatase activity.